AUGGCUAAUCCCAGUGCUGUCUGCAAUGGACAUCUACAUCAUCAUCAGAAACAGAAUAAUCUCCUAAAAAGUGGAAUCUCUAACAAAAAUGGAAUUACAAACAGAAUUAAGAAGAAUGGAGUAUCAAAUGGAAGUCUCUACAAAAAACCAUUCAUUGAGCACUUUGAACAGACACCAAUGUAUGUUGCUGUUUUUACUUUCCUGGGUUAUGGAGUAGGAACAGUGUUUGGCUACCUGCGAGAUUUUAUGAGAUCCUGGGGAUUAGAAAAACGUGAUGUUGCUACAGAGAGAGAACAACAAAAAGAUUUUGUGCCACUUUAUCAAGAUUUUGAGAACUUUUACACCAGAAACCUCUAUAUGAGAAUACGUGAUAACUGGAAUCGUCCAAUUUGCAGUGUCCCGGGGCCUCUGUUUGACCUCAUGGAACGUGUUACAGAUGAUUACAACUGGACGUUUAGGUUUACAGGAAGAACUAUCCAGAAUGUAAUCAAUAUGGGUUCUUAUAACUACCUCGGCUUUGCAGAAACAGAUGCUAAUGCAUUGAAAACUGUGGCCAAAGAGUUACAAAAAUACGGAACAGGAAUCUGCAGUACCAGACAAGAAAUGGGCACUCUGGACAAGCAUGUAGAACUGGAGAAACUUGUGGCCAGGUUCCUUGGUGUGGAAGAUGCCAUGGUGUUUGGCAUGGGCUUUGCAACUAACUCUAUGAAUAUUCCAGCCCUUGCUGGGAAGGGCUGCCUCAUUUUGAGUGAUGAGCUGAACCACACUUCUCUCGUUCUUGGUGCGAGGCUUUCAGGUGCUACUAUUAGAAUCUUCAAGCACAACAACAUACAGAGUCUUGAGAGUCUACUGAAGGAUGCAAUAAUAUAUGGGCAACCUCGAAGCCACAGAGCUUGGAGAAAAAUUAUCAUCCUUGUGGAGGGCAUUUACAGCAUGGAAGGCUCCAUCGUGCGCCUGCCUGAGAUCAUCUCCUUGAAAAAGAAAUACAAAGCCUACCUCUACUUGGAUGAAGCUCACAGCAUUGGUGCAGUGGGAGCAACAGGCAGGGGAGUUGUGGAGUACUUUGGGAUGAAUCCUGAUGAUGUCGAUGUAUUAAUGGGAACAUUCACAAAGAGCUUCGGUGCAGCUGGAGGGUACAUAGCUGGCAAAAAGGACCUUGUGGACUUUUUACGAACUCAUUCUCACAGUGCUGCGUACGCCACAUCCAUGUGUCCACCUGUAGCAGAGCAAAUCAUCAGGGUGAUAAAGUGUCUCAUGGGACUAGACGGGACAACGCAAGGGCUCCAACGAGUACACCAGCUAGGGAAAAACACAAGAUACUUCAGGCGAAGACUGCAUGAACUGGGCUUCAUCAUUUAUGGCAAUUAUGAUUCUCCUGUUGUCCCCUUGCUCCUUUUCAUGCCUGGUAAGAUGGGGGUUUUUUCAAGACUCAUGUUAGAAAAAAAUAUCGGGGUGGUUGUGGUUGGAUUUCCAGCUACCUCUAUCACAGAAUGCAGGGCUCGGUUUUGUGUGUCAGCUGCACAUACACGGGAGAUGUUAGACACAGUUUUGAAUGCUCUGGAUGAAUUGGGUGAUUUUCUAUAUCUGAAGUAUUCCCGGUAUUCCAAGUCAGCUCAUUCUGAACUGUAUGAAGAAACCAGGUUUGAACUUGAAGAUUAAGUUUUCCACCCUUGAAGAGAAUAUUACGAUGCUAUG
This is a messenger RNA of Rhea pennata, 1695 nucleotides long. RefSeq names its product serine palmitoyltransferase long chain base subunit 3 (gene SPTLC3). Lineage: Eukaryota; Metazoa; Chordata; Aves; Rheiformes; Rheidae. The transcript has 12 exons. Gene Ontology annotation, molecular function: pyridoxal phosphate binding; serine C-palmitoyltransferase activity. The record is from RefSeq and is a predicted model, not a curated record. Gene Ontology annotation, biological process: sphingosine biosynthetic process; ceramide biosynthetic process. Gene Ontology annotation, cellular component: serine palmitoyltransferase complex. Bases 1 to 1659 code for a protein of 552 amino acids.